AUGACGCCUCCAACACUUCCACCACCUUCUCACCCUCAUGUCGAGUACCUGACUAUCGAACCGCUGACGCCGUCCGCCUUUGCCGAGUUCGGCACGGCCAUAUCUCCUCCCUUCCCACCCACUCUCACCCAUCCUCCCGGAUCGGCCGAUACAAUCCCUCCUCCUGUCCACUCACCCCAUCAACCCACCGCGGUGCUGGCAAACCAGAACUCCGCGCUUAAAACGUCCCCGAUCUCGCAAUUCGUCAACAACUAUGCCCGCUCAUCGACUCCCCAGCUGUCGACGCCUCAGAUGAGCAUGUUCUCCUGUUUCCCCCGGAACCUGAGCGGGAUCGGUAUGGACACGUCACCCAGCUCCCGAGGAGAGUUGGCGUUCAAGGUCGACAUUCUGGAACGCCAUCCGUAUACGACGCAGACGUUCGCCCCGUUGGGCCUGUCUGCCGGCACCGACGCAGGGACGAUAUUCCUGGUCAUUGUGGCGCCGUCUCUCCCCGGCUCGAUCGCAGCAGCGACGUUGCCUGAUGGAUCGUCGAAAAUCGUGACCGAUCCGCCCGCCCUAUCUCGGCUGCGUGCGUUCGUCGCGAGGGGAGAUCAGGCGGUCACGUACGCGGCGGGGACGUGGCACGCGCCGAUGGUCGUGUUGGGCGAGAAGAGGGUGGACUUCCUCGUCACGCAGUUUGUGAAUGGAGUGGCCGAAGAUGAUUGCCAGGAGGUGCUGCUGGGGAGGAAUAGCGUGCGCGUGGAUCUGAGCGAGUUGAGGCUGCAGAAUGGGAAGAGAGGGACAGCAAAGCUGUGA
Messenger RNA from Cladophialophora carrionii CBS 160.54, 795 nucleotides. RefSeq lists its product as uncharacterized. Lineage: Eukaryota; Fungi; Ascomycota; Eurotiomycetes; Chaetothyriales; Herpotrichiellaceae. Gene Ontology annotation, biological process: allantoin catabolic process. Gene Ontology annotation, molecular function: ureidoglycolate lyase activity; ureidoglycolate hydrolase activity. The record is from RefSeq and is a predicted model, not a curated record. The coding region runs from base 1 to 795 and encodes 264 amino acids. The transcript has a single exon.